AUGGCUUUCCAAUGUUGUAAUAAUUCAAACAUUGAUGAGCAGGAAUGUUCAAUUCCCUGUUCACCUACUAGCAGACUUUUAGUUAUACCUCCCAUUCCCAAUCUAAACGAGGGCUAUGGCUGCAAUUUGGAAUUAACUUCACAGCGUGGUAGGUCACCCGCCAAAAAUGGUGCAGUUUUUACUCCAUUAUAUAACCAGUCUUUAUCACCGGAUCCAGUAUUCAUAAGGAAAGCGGAAUCGCGUCCUAUUUCACCUCUACCACUAAAUUUUGUACCUGGUACAUCUCCUUCUAGUACACUUAUUGAGACUAAAGUUACGAAUUUUGUACAGACACCUUUGGGACCUGCUAAACAGGAGGCUUUUACUAACCUUAGCUUAUCUCCUUCUACCCCUAUUGGGGUUCAAACCUGUAUUGGACCUGUUUCUCAUUCAUUAUCUCAUUCUUCAUUUGGAUAUAGCAAUUUGUAUUUACAGAAUAUAGAGGAUACUAAAAGCCCUCCACCUACUAUUAUAGAUCAUAAAUACAGUAACACAUUUUCCACUGAUAAUGCGAAUAACUCAUCAAUAUAUUCAUGCAGAAAUUGUUGCACAUCUGCAUUAAAGGGGGCCAGUGAAGUACAUAAGGGUCUAGUAGAUAAAGAGGAGAUAGAUAAUGUGAAGGCAAAACUAAAGGACAAACAAAUUGGAAGUGAUCUAGCUAUUGAGAAAUUUGAUGUAACUGAAUUAAAACAAGUGAAUGAGGGAUCUUGUAAAAGGGAAUGGGAUGAGAUUCCUGUUACAAAUUCUAUUGAUAAAAACAAACCUAUAAAUAGUAACCCUUCAGAAAAUAAUACAUCAGAAAAAUUAAUUACUGAUAUUUCAGGUAAAUUACCUGAUUUUGAAAAUUCCUCUACACGCCCUAGUAGCUCUUCUAAAAUACAAGAAUCUCGAAGAGCAAAAGAUUGUAUGAAGUACUCAACUGAAAAUCGGAAUCCUAGUGAAAUAAAAAGUUCUUGUAAAUCAAUUAAUUCUGAUAGUGAAGUUUUUAACCAAGCAACUUUAAAUUGUGCAGGGGAUCAAAGUGGAGUUGCUCUAAAUGCCUCUAUUUUGGAAGAGGCUCUAGCUUUGGAGGAAGAUCUCUUAGAUAGUGCUUUAAAGGCUGAGAGAUAUAUUUUAAAAGAAGCAGAGCAACAACAAAAGAAAUUAUUAAGAGAUACUUUGGAAAAGGAGGAAUUACUAUCUCAAAUUAACUUGCAGGACCAAAAAAAGUUGCUAAAUAAUGCGUUGGAGAAGGGAGGUCAAAUGCUGAGUGAGGUCUUAAAUAAAGAACAAGAAAUCUUGGGUGAUGCCCUAUUGAAAGAACAAGAAAUAAUUGAUGAUGCCUUGAUGAUGGAAGAAGAAUUACUCAAAAAUUCACUAAAAGAUGAGGGAAAAGCCUUGGAAGAUACAAAAACAGAAAUUCAAAAUUUGAUAGACCAAGCCAAAAAACUAUUUGUAGAAAAGCCAAAAAAGAGUAAAAAAAAUAAGUCGAUCCAUAUUGAAAUAUCAUUCUCACCAAAUAAUACAAAUAAUGUGGAUAUAAAUACAGAAAGCCCAGUAAAUAUAAGGAAUAAAAGCAGUCCAAUUACAAGUCCAGAAUUUCGACAAUCUACAGUAACUCGUCCUACUCAAUUAGCCUCUAGUAAACAAUCCUCUACUACACCUAUUGAAGAAAAUAUCGAGAAUAAGUCUUCCUGUAGCAAAACUAGUCAAAGUAAUUUUCUUGUACAACAUAAGAAAUCAGAACCUGUUAUAGUAGAAAUACCUAAAGAAGAAGAAACGACAUACGAGACAUCAACUCAAACUCCUGAUGAAAAAGCAGAUAUAUCGGAAGUUCUGGGUAUUAAUUCAUCAAGUGAACAAUACCCAUUAGACAAGGAAACUGUUAUUCCAGUUACAAAAGCAGCAAUGGCACUUUUUUCUUUAAACAAAAGUGCAGAAAAGAAGAAAAAAGAUCAUGAUUUCUUUCAGUCAGCACAAACACCAGAUACUGAAGAACCAGUUAGUACUCAUAUUGAAAAUCACCCAACUUUAGAAGAACCUAAUAAUCUUGAUGUAGCUAAGAUUGAGCCAAAAUUAGGAGAUAGAGAGGUGUCAUCUGAAAUAAAAACAAAUCAACAGGGGAUUUUGGGAGGGGAUUGCAUAGAUAAACCGAAAUAUAUCGGAGAACUUGAUACUAAUAUAGACGAAAGUGAACAACUAAUAGAAGCAACCAAGAAGAAAACAAAUAAUGAUAUAAAAGAUAAAAAGGAACAGGAUGGUAAAAUACAAAAUAAAAAUAAAUCCCAAUGUGUACUUGAUUCAAAAGGUGACACUAGUGAACAUAGUCAAAGUUCUAGUUCAAUAAGAGGUCCAAUUGUGCUGGAAGAUGGAGAACUGUCAGAAAUUAGUUCAGUAAAUAUUUGUCAUCAGGAUUCACAGGUAGAUUUUGAUUGCUUUAAACGUGAUGAAACAGACUCAGUGAUAUCAGACAAUCUUAUUCCAUUUGCAGAUCAGCCUUCCAAGCCUCUUUCAACAGUUUUAAAAAGUAGUCAAGAUAAGGAGUAUAAAAAAGAAGAAGCUAUUGCAUCUGACACAAGUUCCCUAUACGCAGAGGAAGAUGAAGCCCCAACUAUCUUAACUGCAUUAAAUGCUCCAGAUGAUGUACAUAAAUUAAGGCAUUUGAACGUUCCUGACGUUUCUAUUCCCCAACUCUCAGUAAAUACUCUAGAGAAGUUGAAUGGAAGUAUGCCAGUUGUUAAUGCAGAUCCUCAAAUGGCUCAACUGUUAGCUUCUGCACAGCUACAUCUAGAAGAAAUAGAGACUGUCGAAAAAAAGACAAACAAUUGGGAUGAAGCAGAGAAACUGGCUGAAGGAGACCCACUCAAACUAUUGGAAACUUAUUUGACAAGUCCUAAUAAGAAUGGCGAUUCAUCUCUGGGUUGGGCUAAUGUUCAAGCUGUCCUCGAAGUAUAUGAACCACAGUUGUCAUAUGCAAAAAAAAACCUCAUAGAAUGGGAGGCAAAGGCACAAGAUAGUCCUAGUAACGAUGAAAUCAAAGAUAAUAUUGACUACUAUAAUGAUCUUGUAAAGGAAUUGCAAGACAAGGUCGAUAUAGCUCAGAAGGCAAAAGAUGAACUUUUGCGCAAAAAUGAUCCAAAUGUGCUACAGAAGAUGUUGGAUUCCGAACAAGAAGAUCUUCAGCAAAUCAAAACCAACAUGCAAACUGCAGCAGAUGAACUUAGAGCUGUAGAAGGAGAAUAUCUGAAAGGUAAUAUGAAUCUGAAAGAGAAAGUAAAGGCUGCAAGAAUUAAUGUUAAGCAAUUCGACGACUCCAUUUCUCAAAAACUCAAACUAAUCCAUCAAAUACAAGAACGUCUAAAUGCCUUUAGAAAUAAUUCAGCACUAAGAACUAAUUAA
This is a messenger RNA of Cryptosporidium muris RN66, 3417 nucleotides long. RefSeq lists its product as uncharacterized. The transcript has a single exon. NCBI's taxonomy places the organism in Eukaryota, Apicomplexa, Conoidasida, Eucoccidiorida, Cryptosporidiidae. The record is from RefSeq and is a predicted model, not a curated record. The coding region runs from base 1 to 3417 and encodes 1138 amino acids.